Messenger RNA from Aaosphaeria arxii CBS 175.79, 237 nucleotides. RefSeq lists its product as uncharacterized. Lineage: Eukaryota; Fungi; Ascomycota; Dothideomycetes; Pleosporales. The transcript has 2 exons. Gene Ontology annotation, biological process: DNA-templated transcription. Gene Ontology annotation, cellular component: RNA polymerase II, core complex; RNA polymerase III complex; RNA polymerase I complex. The record is from RefSeq and is a predicted model, not a curated record. Gene Ontology annotation, molecular function: zinc ion binding; DNA binding; DNA-directed RNA polymerase activity. The coding region runs from base 1 to 237 and encodes 78 amino acids.
AUGUCAAGCUACAACCCCGCCUCCAACACCGGCGCCGCCACCGGCGCGCAACAGACAGGCUCGAUCACCGACGACCGCUCCCGCGCCGUCGAGUACACGUGCGGCGACUGCGACUCGCCCGUCGCGCUCAAGCGCGGCGAGCCCAUCCGCUGCAAGAACUGCGGGCAUCGUGUCUUGUACAAGCAGAGGACGAACCGUUUGAAGCUCGCUGAGCCAACCAUUCCAGCCGCGACCUAA